CGUAAAUCGUGGUCUCCAGAAACGUCCACGGGGCUACGUUUCCAGAAUGAGCUUGGGUUGAUAUAUUCUAUCAUUCCACCACUGUUGAUCAUCAUGUCGUUUGUCUUCCUUGUCUCCAGUCCUAGUAAGUCUUGCAUACCGAGUUUCUUGUUCUUGUAUUUUGCUACAGUCUAGUUCGUGUUAACCUGUCUUAGUUUCUUGUUUUGUUUGUUUGUUUGUUACUUUGGUCUUUGAUAUUUUUGGAUUUUUGUCACUGUUUUCUGCACGAUAUAUCAUGAAAUUCUGCACUUGAAUCUGCUAUCUUUUGUUCCCAUUUUUUGCUAUUGUUUUGAUCACGCUAAACAUGACAGGCUUGAUCACCUUUUUUUGAAUGCCUUCUAAGCCUGCAGAGGUGUUCUCACCAGGAGGUGACCCCAUGAAAGAACCAGGAUACACUGGUUGUACGGUUUCAUGGCUUGCCUGGGAACACCUUGGGACCCCCUGGAUUAAGUGUCUUGGUAGAGAAAAGUCUAGGAUUCCCUGUUGAGGCUGCUGUCUUUAUAACCUAGCUCUGGAUAAGCAGUUGAUAAUAGAUGAAUGGAGCAAUUAAAACAAUCCACCCGUGUUGGGUAUGCAUUUGCAUUGUUAUAUUCUGGACAAAAUGUCUGGUAGGUUCUGGGAACUUUGAUUCAUUCAUUCUAUUAAGUAUAAGGUUGAAUGUGACGCCUACUUCUACAAUCUCUCACACUCACACACACACACCCUUAGAGGAAGUGAGCAUUUCUCACAUUUAUGUUCAACCAGGAAAUAAAGUCAACCCUGAUCUUAAGACGGAAGCUUGGAAAGAGUUAAAUCUACUAAUGAAUCUACCAAGAUCAGUAAAUAAGAGAGAAGAAUGAAGAUCAUCUGGACUUUUACUCUGCUCAUGAUUCCUGGUGUGAUGAGCUCCAUUAGUGUGACGGGAUAUUCAGGAGGCGGAGUCACCAUCACAUGCAAAUAUGAUGAAGGAUACGAAACAUAUGUGAAGUAUUUUUGUAAAGGACAGUGGUCAGAGUGCACAGAUCGAAUCAGGACUGGGACUAAAGAUACAUGGGUUCAGUCUGGAAGAUUCUCUCUGUAUGACGACACAACGGCAGCAGUCUUCACUGUGACCAUCAGAGAUCUGACAGAAGAGGAUUCUGACAUGUAUUACUGUGGAACUGAUAUAUAUGGAAAAGUAGAUUCUGCAACUGAAGUGAAUCUGAAAGUUAUAACAGCAGCUGCUUGCUGUCAGAAGAGCAUCAGUCUAUCAGCUGCUGCAGGAGGAUCCGUCAACAUCAGCUGCAGAUACCCACAAUCCCACACCGCUGAUGUCAAGUUCAUCUGCAGGAGAUCUGGAGCCGAUCUCUGUGCUGAAGAGACGCGGUCUGAGGAGGAGAGCGGAGGAAGAAAAGCUGAGGGAAAGAUCCAGCUGUAUGAUGACAGAGAAGAGCAGCUCCUGACAGCCACCAUCAGUCAUGAGAGUCCAGAACAUUCAGCUGAAUACUGGUGUGGAGUUCAGUCUGCAGGACACAAGAGCUUCAUCACAGGAGUCUUCAUCCACUUCACUGAUGCAGAAUCAACUUCACCACGACCAUCUUCAUCACCCUCUUCACCAUCCUCUUCAUCUUCAUCACCACCAUCUUCAUCUUCUUCACUGGUGGAAUCUCCACUGCAGAGAAUGUGUGUUAGAAAAUGAUUCACAUUAAGAGUCUGAGAUGUUCAGCUUCAGAACCCAAAACAGACAUGGAGCCCCAAAUGACACACAUAUUAUGUAAACAGAGUGGAUAUAUUACAAGUACAUUGGCUGGAAUUUCUGAAGAAAAGUUUCCUGCAAAUCAGGAUGUUUGUUCUAAUUGAUGAUUGAACAUUUUAUUUUUGUUGUCCAUGGCUUGUCAGUGUUGUAUUUAAGUCUUUAGCUGUGAACAUGACUAUUCUGUAAAUCUGUUCUGAAUCGAGAUUGAAUGUGAAAAAGCAAAUUUAAAAUAAAAUGACUGC
This is a messenger RNA of Danio rerio (zebrafish), 1995 nucleotides long. The record is from RefSeq and is a predicted model, not a curated record. Lineage: Eukaryota; Metazoa; Chordata; Actinopteri; Cypriniformes; Danionidae.